AUGGCGUCGAUAGCAAUGACACCUCCGCCAGCAGGAAUCAAGAAGCUGGUGUGUCGAGUCUGUCAGAAGGGCUUCUCAAAGGCUGAACAUUUGAGGAGACAUGAGCGAUGUCAUACGGGCUCUAAACCGUAUGUCUGCAGGGAGUGUCGCAGACCCUUUGCCCGACAAGAUGCCCUUACUAGGCACGAGAAGCUCCAUGCUCGACCGCUGAAUGCAAAACAUGCCCCUUCGCCGCCUUUAUCUGCUGAGCUGCAGCCACCGUCAAUAGAUCCUCUUGGGUCUUGGGAUACGAACAGCGCUGCUACUAAUGAUCCUGCCUCAACCUCGGCCACCAGUCAGUCAUGGGACGAGGUUCCUUCAGAACAUGACAUGCAUAAUGUAGCGUCCGAGCUGGACUUUGCGUUGGUCUGGCCUGAUUCGGAGAAUCUAUUUCAAAGCUUGAUGUCAUCGGACACGACCGAUCAAUGGCAGAUGCCCCUUGGGACCUUGCCAUUUCCACCGGUCGUACAGGAUAUCAAUGGAAUGAACUUUGGCUCACCCAGUUCAUUUGAUGACAGAAGUUCUUCUGUUGGCACAAUCCCCUCCGGGGGUGGGCACCAGGCAGUACGGGAUAUUACUGAAAUGGUGACUAGUUCGUCAUCAAGCGUCACCGCUGCUGUCAAAGCUACAUCCGUUACUUCGGUUUUCCUUGACGAAUGCCUGCACAUGUUUUUUGUCCGGUUCAUCCCAACCUUUCCAAUCCUGCACCGCGCUACAUUCGUGUUUCGAGAAUGCACGCAUGCACUCUUACUGAACGCUAUCGCCAUUGGGUCUUUAUACCUUGGUCCGAAAGACUCGGUAGCCAAAGGCGAAGCAUUGUGGCGUUUAGCACACACGGCCGUUGCAACAUCCUGGCAGUCCCUCAUCACACACAGUGGUCCAUAUGACGCCUGCAAGGGCGUCCAAUUGAUGAUCACUGCUUUACUAGGCCAGAUCUAUGGAGCGUUAUCCAAGAAUAGAGCGAUCCGAACAACGAGCCAGGUCUUUCGCCCAUUGGGAUUCUUCUGGGCACGACACUGCGGCAUGUACGACAGUCCACCCUACUCCAUGGAUAACCUGCCAUCUUUGGAUGCCUCCAUGGAGGAGAAAGAACACCAGUGGCGGAUUUGGUCUGCUCGCGAGAUUCAACAACGCGCCCUGUUAGCGUACUAUGUCUUAGAUGGCCUUGUCGCUCAAAUGUCCGGCGAUGGAGCUUCCGCUCGUCAUGUGGCCAACUCACUGAGUUUACCUAGCAGCGAAGAGGCAUUCGAUGCCGCCACUGCCGAUGAGUGGCUCGCUCAUUUGCACAGCCAAACACCGGACCAGACCUCGUUCAGAGUGAUUUUCCGCUCGCUGUUUCCGCCAGUCGGCAGCUUCCGUCCCUUGGACUACCACUUCUCUGCCGUUGCUUUGCGGGUAGUUCUUGAAGGGCUCCAAUCAUUGAUCUCCGACAGUGACGAUAACGAACUGGCCGUUGGUGUACCCGGCCAAUCCGAUGUCCGACGUGCCCUCGCUCAAGUUCACGAAACAAUCUCCAUGAGCAUACACUUCACAGCAGCCGAGAGACUAGAGCUACUUCUGCGCUGGCAUACAGUCUGCCUAGACACAAUGAUCAACUCAACCGUGCUAUCCCGGCACGUCUGCUCCCGCUACAAUAUCCCACAACACGUCUCCGGCGGCUGCCGAACCGUUCACCCGGGUUUCGAUCUCACCCAAUGGGCCAAUUCCGAAGAUGCGCGCCGAGCCGUACUCCACGCCGUCGCUAUCCAAGAUAUCGUCGAGCAACUCCCUCGAGGCCGUGCCCAUGUGGUGCACAUGCCGAGCUCGUUGUUCGCAGCCGCCACAAUCUACGUGGCUAUGUCGCUCGCCAGUGUCUCCACUGUGAAUUUGCCUCGUAAUAUCGUGUGGCAGGAUGCUUUGCUAUCUCAUGCCGACCUUAAUCUAGGCCCGGAGGACAUGCGACCCCGAUCUGGCUCAGAGACAAGGCGGUUUGUUGAGAGCGACCGUGGCGCUGAGGUGCUUGUAACUGGGGCCAAAAGGAAUUUACUGUACGAGCUUAACUCUAUGCAGAAGCUCUUCCGUUGCUUGUCUUCGCAAUGGGGGAUUGCGCAUGAUAUGGAGGAUAUUGUUGCGCAGUGGAUUCAGCUGUGCCAUUAG
Molecule: messenger RNA, 2175 nt
Organism: Penicillium nucicola
Lineage: Eukaryota; Fungi; Ascomycota; Eurotiomycetes; Eurotiales; Aspergillaceae
Exons: 4
Coding region: 1-2175 (724 amino acids)
Biological process (GO): DNA-templated transcription; regulation of transcription by RNA polymerase II
Cellular component (GO): chromatin
Molecular function (GO): DNA-binding transcription factor activity, RNA polymerase II-specific; RNA polymerase II cis-regulatory region sequence-specific DNA binding; zinc ion binding
Source: RefSeq, a predicted model, not a curated record